Molecule: messenger RNA, 2361 nt
Organism: Oldenlandia corymbosa var. corymbosa
Lineage: Eukaryota; Viridiplantae; Streptophyta; Magnoliopsida; Gentianales; Rubiaceae
Source: the annotation of a GenBank genome assembly
AUUUAAUUUUGUUGGUUUUGCCCGGAUUUUGAAGGGGUUGAAGAGGAAGCAGGUGAAGAUGGAGGAGUUGGAAAAGUAUUCGGUUGAUCAGUUGAAGGAGUUGAAUGAGAUUAUGAGAAGGGUUUGUUGAAGGAAUUGAAGGAUUCGUUGGCUUUGCCCGCAUUGGAGAAGAUGAAAGAGGGUAAACGCCCGGCUGUUGAAGCUUUAACGACUUACCCAAUUUAUCUACGCGAGGAUGGUUCUUUCGAACCGGUGGACCCUAAAUUCGAAAAAGGAACGACUGUUUUGGGUUUCGUUUGUUGAAGAAGGAAUUAUGAUAGCUGCUGAUCAUUCGGGCAAAUCUGCACCAAAUGUUGUUCAACUGAACUCUGACAUGCUGGUCACAAUAUCUGGAGGGAGUGAAUCUUUGCUCAAACCUCUGCAAGAGAAGUUACUACAAGAACGGAUGAAGGGAAGGAGAUCUACAUUUGCAGAGGUAUCGAGCUGGCUGGCUGAUUCUCUUUCGGGUAUUCCGGAUCGUUUGUCAUUAGGAAUACUGAUCGCCGUGUGGAACGAAUCGGAGCGUGGCCUAUAUCGCAUGAGUGCUGAUGGUACACUGGUUAACGGUGAUACAUUUGCCACUGGAUCUGGCUCAAAUUCGGCUCUUGGCGCGGUGGAAAGUAGUUACAAACGCUCUAAGCCGGGAACUCAAACUGGAUCUCGUUCAGGUGGUAGAGUUGGCCUGAGCUCUGAGUAUGUUCCCUUCUCCUAUACUCUUACUUUAAUUUGUUCCUACUGUUGGGUGCUAUUUUUCCUGUCGAAUUUUUAGAAACAAAGUAAUAUAUGGUUUUUUAAGUAGUAGGCUCAAAAGCGGUACUUUGGUAUCUGAAGUUGCAUACUUGGCAAAAAGGGCUAUAUGCCAGGCUGCAUUAUGGGGAUGUUUGUCAGUGGUAUGUUUUUUGAUCUCUCUGCUGCUGCCUUUCUUGCCUGUUAGUCAUUUUCUAUAUUUAUUUCCUUGAUGUGUGCUUCUUUUCUCUGUUUUUUAAGUGUACCACCUAGGAAGUGAGGGGUGCGUAAAGCUCCAUGAGGAUAAUAUGGAAGAAUGGCAAAGGGCGAACAUUAAAAACCCAAGGAUCAGGUUCGUGGUUAUUGGAAAAGGAUGGUGAUGCAGUGGCUUCUUCGCGGUUUUCUUUGUUGAUUUGCGUUCUUGUGGUUUGAUGUAGCAGCUCCUGUGAAAUCUGUUGACUACAGGUUUGGUGUUUUAGUCAUUUUAUUGCUCUCUUGUAUACCUUAUUAUGUUCUCAGUUUUCUUGAUCUUACCCAGUACUUUUUGGCGGCAAUCUUCUCUACAGAAACCUCUUGUAGUAGAGUUAUGUACUUCCUUUAUGUCAGGCAGUAAGUGGACAAAAUCAGAAGUACUGGUUUCCUUUUUGGUGUAAGCUUGUUGUAGCGUACAAAAUCAUCUAAAUGUUUGAAAAUUACCCUGAAACAUGGCAUAUCUUUGUGGCAGCUCGCAUGUUUGGACAAGAAAGAGAAAUGACUUCUUGUCAGAACACCUAGAUAGUAACAGAAAGAAUGUUCGUUCACCUGGCUUUUUUGUUGUUUUGUUUUCUAAUGAGAUGAGGAGAUGUUGAUAAUGUUGCAUGAAAACAUGGUUACAAGAGUUGAAUGCGUAUAGUUCUUGUUCGUCCUGCUACAAUUUUUAGUUUGUUCAUAACAUCUGCCGCUUGGGACCCAAAAUUAAAAGUUGCGGUGGCCGAGGCUGAAACUUAAAGGAGAAAAAAGAAAAGUAGAGUUCAUCGCGGGGAAGGAAUGAAAGUUUCAGAAAUUGCACUUAAAUCUUUCUCUCUUGAUUUAUUUUAAAAAAUUAGUCAUUGUUUAUUUUAAAAUUUUCAGAAAAGGCUUCGAUAAUUAUAAAGAAUUUUCAAUGUUUCAGACGCAUACUUAUUGGUCCUAACAUAAAUAAAAAAAUUUCCACAAUUUGAACUAUACAAACAAACACAUGAUUUGGACUUACAACCUAGUACAUGCUACAACAUUGCUCUAGCCAAAGAAGGGAUUUGACAUUGGCAUACAUGUCAAUAACGUCUAAAUCAUUGCCGUAGACAUUUGUGUUCAAAUCAAAUCCAAAUCCAUACAACCAGACGGAUUCUGCGGAAAAGCAAACGUGCAAUGUUGUUGCGGAGAAAAACGUUUCAACUGAUUGCUGCCAAAGCUAGCAUCACCAUCAUACUCAUGUUUUAGUAAAGAAAUAAAUGCAGUCAAAACGUCAACUGCAUUGUUAGCUGCCAAUGGAGCAAAACUGUUUGCUUCAUUAGACAUGGAAGAAUCACCACCACCAGCUAGAUCAGAAAUGGCUCUGAUUGUUACAAAAGGGAUCCU